AGGAGCAGUGUUCACUUCGGGGUCAUUUCGUGCGCUGCCUGCUCUGCGUUUUUUCGUCGCACCGUCUCUGAGAAUCGAAAAUAUUCAUGUCGACGCAGUUCCGAGGGAGGCUUCAAUUGCCCCAUUGAUCAACAACAUCGUUGCUACUGCCGAUCUUGCCGAUUUCAAAAAUGUUUGUUAAUGGGUAUGAAUCCAGAAAGUAAGUUUAGAGAUUUUUCCGCAUCAUCAAUCAAAUUGCAACUCUCGGUAGGCCACUCACCAGGAAAUACUAUUGUGUUGAUGGUGAGGUCUUACCAACAGAUGCUUGAGAGAAGGAGACUCGUUUAUUGCCCCGGUUCGAUCCGCGAUAUUCUCAACGGAACAAAGCCAGUGAGCACUUGCAGUGGAGACCAUCAUAGAACAUUUUCUUAUGUACUCAUGGGGUUCAUAUCAAUGUUCCGAAUACAGAAUCUAUUAGUUACUUCCCACCAGGCUGCUCUAAUUAAACGUUUCUCUGUGCCAUUCGCCAUUCUUGAAAAGUACUACAUCACCAUGUGCGCUGGAGGAUUACAAACUAACAGGUUAGUACGAUACGAUGGAACGUACUCUGAUUUGAAUGAUCCAGAUGGGAGUGUUGAUCGUGACACAUUAAACAAGCUUUUCGUUCAGUCACUGAAAGACUUUCUCUUGGAGCUGUCGGCGCCUAUGUACUACAAUAAAAUGUCUGAUGUGGAAUUUUGUGCCUUGAACGCCGUGCUGCUUUUUGAUCAAGCCGCUCCUGGUCUUAGCGAAAAAGGUUGCCGUAUCGUACGUGAAGCUCGGAAACGCGUAUACAACGACUGGUUCGAACUUUAUCGCAAAACUGGUGUGCGAGAUAUUGGUCAGAAAGUCGGAAAUACUAUGCUCUUGUUACCUGCUGUUCAGGUGGUCGAAACCACACAGGAGAAUUUUCGGCUCAUCCAGAUAUUUGAUCUGUUUCAGUACGAUAAAAUACUUGAUGAGUUGAUGUAUUUAGAUGAUUGA
This is a messenger RNA of Haemonchus placei, 1002 nucleotides long. The record is from the annotation of a GenBank genome assembly. Lineage: Eukaryota; Metazoa; Nematoda; Chromadorea; Rhabditida; Trichostrongylidae.